AUGGACUCGGAGAAAGCGGUGGUGGACGAGCUGCCGCUAGCUAUCGUGCGCCGGGUGGUGAAAGAUAAGCUUUCGGAGUGUUCGCCGGAUUAUGACGUCAGCAUUCACAAGGAAGCGCUGCUUGCCUUCUCCGAGAGUGCCCGGAUCUUCAUCCACUACCUCUCCGCCACGGCAAAUGAUAUAUGCAAAGACUCAAGAAGACAGACGAUGAAAGCUGAGGAUGUGUUUAAGGCUUUAGAAGACAUGGAUUUUUCGGAAUUUUUGGAGCCGCUUAAAGCUUCUCUUGAUGAUUUUAAGAAGAAGAACGCUGGGAAAAAGGCUGCUAGUGGUAGUGGAGCAGCAGUUUCCAAGCCUAAAGAGACGAAAAAGAGGAAAAAUGAAGAAGCAUCAACUCAAAAGGGGGUGAGGAAAAGCAAGAGAGAUGAGGGAGAUUUGAAGAAUGGUGAGGAUGAUGAGAAUGACAACACAAAAGAGAAUGAGGAUGAUUAUACCGAAGAGAAUGGAGAUAAUGAGGAGGAGGAGGAGGAGGAUGUUAACGGAAAUGAGGAAAACAUCAUUGAAGAGAAUGAGAAUGAGGGCAAUAGCAUGGAAGAAGCUGGGAGUGGGAGUGGUGAAGAUGAUGAGAACGAAGGUAGUGGCGAAGACGUAGAGGGUGAUGACGAAGAUGAGUGA
This is a messenger RNA of Eruca vesicaria subsp. sativa (arugula), 672 nucleotides long. The record is from the annotation of a GenBank genome assembly. NCBI's taxonomy places the organism in Eukaryota, Viridiplantae, Streptophyta, Magnoliopsida, Brassicales, Brassicaceae.